CUUCUGACUUGGCUGCAGCAAUUUGUCUUUUCGGCUUCCUCCUCCGGUGGUCUGGUGAAAUUCGUGUAGACGGCCCAGAGUCCGCGAAUUUUAACCCAUUCUUUACCUUCUGCAUUUAUACGUGUUCAAACAUUCAAUCAUAAAAGUAUUCUUCUUGUCCUCCGGUAGUGCAGUAGUGUGUUCUUCGGUAGAUAAGCAUUGUUUCUAUUGGGCGUUUCCCGUGAAGAGAUCUCAAUUUAGAGUAUUUUUUGUUUAAUAAACCCAUCAUGACUGAAAGGCAUACGUUUGGGGGCACGGUGAGCCCAAUUACUUGCCAUGCCUGGAAUAAGGAUCGUUCGCAAAUUGCGAUCUCACCGAACAAUAACGAGGUGCACAUUUAUAAGCGUGAGGGCUCGGAAUGGAAGCUGACCGAUGUGCUGAACCAGCACGAUCUGCGUGUGAUGGGCAUCGAUUGGGCACCGAACACGAACCGUAUCGUAACGUGCGCCGUGGACCGCAAUGCGUACGUAUGGACGCAGGGUGACGAUGGCAAGUGGAAACCGACGCUGGUGUUGCUGCGCAUCAACCGUGCCGCAACGUGUGUCCGCUGGUCACCGCUGGAGAACAAGUUUGCCGUCGGUUCCGGUGCCCGGCUGAUAUCGGUGUGCUACUUCGAAUCGGAGAACGACUGGUGGGUUUCGAAGCACAUCAAGAAACCGAUCCGCUCGACGGUCACCUCGAUCGAUUGGCAUCCGAACAAUGUGCUGCUGGUGGCCGGUUCAACCGACUACAAGGUACGCGUGUUUUCGGCGUUCAUCAAGGACAUCGAGCAGCAUCCGGAACCGACGGCCUGGGGCCCGAAGAAGCCAUUGGGGCAAAUUUUAGCCGAGUUUAAGAACUCCUCCACCGGUGGCGGUUGGGUGCAUAGCGUUAGCUUUUCGUCCGACGGCAAUCGGAUCUGCUGGGUCGGGCACGACAGUGCCAUCAACAUUGGCAUUGCCAAUGGGGGCAACGUUGGGAUCAAGCAGAAAACGGAGUACCUUCCGUUCAUGUGUUGCGAGUGGAUCUCGCCGAACUCGAUACUGGUGGCUGGCCACAGUUGUGUUCCGCUGAUUUACACCGUCGCCGAGGGUGGCAAGGUGGUGCUGGCUGCUAAGCUAGAUCAGUCAACGAAGAAGGAGCAGAGCGGUAUCUCGGCGAUGCGCAUUUUCCAGUCGUUGGAUCGUAAUCUUCGCACGGAGAACUCGGACACCAACCUGGAGUCGAUCCACCAGAAUGCCAUCAGUUGCGUUUGCGUGUACAGCGGGGAGAAAGGAAACGUGCAGCGUGUCAGCACAUCCGGUCUGGAUGGCCAGCUAGUCAUCUGGGACAUCGACACGCUCACUCGUUCCAUGCAGGGACUGAAGCUUUAAAGCAACCCCAUGGCAUGAACCCGGCAGUAUUUUUCGCCACACCUCUACCUUUUAACUUUCCAUUAUAGUUUUGCCGGAAAUAAAUAU
Anopheles coustani is the source of this 1478-nucleotide messenger RNA. RefSeq names its product actin-related protein 2/3 complex subunit 1A-B (gene Arpc1). The record is from RefSeq and is a predicted model, not a curated record. Lineage: Eukaryota; Metazoa; Arthropoda; Insecta; Diptera; Culicidae. Bases 267 to 1391 code for a protein of 374 amino acids. The transcript is spliced from 2 exons. Gene Ontology annotation, biological process: Arp2/3 complex-mediated actin nucleation. Gene Ontology annotation, molecular function: actin filament binding. Gene Ontology annotation, cellular component: Arp2/3 protein complex; actin cytoskeleton.